GUUGUCAAAAAAUGACGAUUGUUUAACAAUAUUGUUUAUAGUGUUACAAUUCAUUCAUUUCAAAACCCUUAUAAUAUUUGAAUUAAAAAUGUUUUGUUGCCUAAAGGGCUGUCUCAACGGCUUUAACCUGACACCAACUGUUCCUAUUCGUAUCAAGGAGAAUCCUGUGCAGCUGGAUACUUUACACAUGGGGCAUGAGGUGGUAGUGGUGAAAGGAGGGCAGCGAGUGUGUGGGUCGGGCUGCGCGCUGGGCAAUGCACCGCUGGUGCAGAACAAGGCAUACUUCGAGGUGAAGCUGCAGCAGGGUGGUGUGUGGGCGGUGGGCCUGGCCACAAGGGACACUGACCUCAAUAAAGUACAUGGCGGAGUGGACAAAGAGUCGUGGUGCCUGAACAGCGACGGCACGGUGCGGCACGGGAACGAGGAGCUGUACCACCUGUCGCCGGCGCCGCGGGACUCGCCCACGGCCGACCUGCUGGUGGCCAUGGACACCCCCGCGCCCGCGCCCGCGCCCUGCGACGACGCCAACCCCUUCGCAGUCAUGCCAGUCGAGGGCGACACCAUCGGACUCGCCUACGACCAUGUCGAGCUCAAUUUCUUCGUAAAUGGAAAAAACAUGGAGAUACCUGUUAGGAAUAUCAGGGGGACGAUUUAUCCCGCUUUAUAUGUUGACGAUGGCGCGAUAUUGGACAUUAUACUGGACAACUUCCUGUACCCUCCUCCGACGGGCUACGAAAAAAUCAUGGUGGAGCAAUCCCUGCUCUAACAGAAGAGACAAGGAAUGUGUGCAUGGACACUCGAGUGUGCGCGCGUGCGGGCCGCGACUCGCGCCCCCCGUACCACGCUUA
This is a messenger RNA of Cydia fagiglandana, 848 nucleotides long. RefSeq names its product SPRY domain-containing protein 7. Lineage: Eukaryota; Metazoa; Arthropoda; Insecta; Lepidoptera; Tortricidae. The coding region runs from base 89 to 766 and encodes 225 amino acids. Gene Ontology annotation, molecular function: protein binding. The transcript has 4 exons. The record is from RefSeq and is a predicted model, not a curated record.